This is a messenger RNA of Uloborus diversus, 2892 nucleotides long. RefSeq names its product hepatocyte nuclear factor 4-gamma-like. Gene Ontology annotation, cellular component: nucleus. Gene Ontology annotation, molecular function: zinc ion binding; nuclear receptor activity; RNA polymerase II cis-regulatory region sequence-specific DNA binding. The transcript is spliced from 7 exons. The record is from RefSeq and is a predicted model, not a curated record. Lineage: Eukaryota; Metazoa; Arthropoda; Arachnida; Araneae; Uloboridae. Bases 231 to 1673 code for a protein of 480 amino acids. Gene Ontology annotation, biological process: anatomical structure development; cell differentiation; regulation of transcription by RNA polymerase II.
CCUGCCGCCCUCGGAGAAUUCCUCUCUGGAACACGUUCGCGCGCACACUGCCACAGGCCAGCUGAGCCACAGAUCUGCCACCGGCAGAACAUUGAAAUUUGAACUUCCAUUCUACGUGAAAUUUGAACUCUCGUUUCCCUGCUCGAGCCUCCGAGAGUGUGAAAUUUGAACUCCGGGGCAAACAAUAGACCUUUCUCUCUCUCACUGUGUGUGGAUGAGGUGACGUCACCAUGGAACAACCACCAACACAAGAUCCCACCGUGGCGGGGGUGCUAAUUGGGGUGCAGCACCCCGCGGACUGCACCCCGUGCGGGAACAGCGUCAUCGUGCACCCCACUUCGCUAGCAACACUGGGCCUCGCAACAGCGGAAGCCAAACUUCAGGCAGUAUCUCAGGCCGCACUCCUCCAUCCGCAGCGAAUACCGCUCAACAACAGCAACCCCCCUCCAACGGUCGUGCCACAACAGCAACAGCAGCUGUGUGCCAUCUGCGGCGACCGUGCCACCGGCAAGCACUACGGCGCAAGCAGUUGCGACGGCUGCAAGGGAUUCUUCCGUCGCUCCGUCCGCAAGAACCACGUCUACGCAUGCCGUUUCCAGCGGGCGUGCGUCAUGGACAAGGACAAGCGGAACCAGUGCCGUUACUGCCGCCUCAAGAAGUGUUUCCGAGCGGGCAUGAAAAAAGAAGCAGUCCAGAACGAGCGCGACCGAAUCAGCUGCCGCCGUCCCAGCUACGACGAGGGCUCAGCCUCAGCUUCAGGUCUCACACUCGCAGUCCUCCUCAACGCUGAGAUGUACUCCAGACAGAUGACUUCGGUGAGUGCUGACGAUGGCGACAUCUCUUCUAAACGCGUCGCCAAUAUCGCCGACGUAUGUGAAUCCAUGAAACAACAGUUACUCGUUCUUGUAGACUGGGCCAAGUAUAUCCCUGCCUUCUGUGAAUUACCUCUCGACGACCAAGUGGCUCUUCUAAGGGCACAUGCCGGAGAACACUUGCUGCUUGGAUUAGCACGUCGGUCCGCACAUCUUCGUGAUACUCUAUUAUUAGGAAAUGAUUUUGUCAUACCUCGACAGUCCACAGAAGUGGAAAUCAGUCGCAUCGGAUGUCGAAUUCUUGAUGAAUUGGCAACAACGCUUCGAGAAGCACGAGUCGAUGACACGGAAUUCGCAUGCCUCAAAGCCAUUGUCUUUUUCGAUCCGUAUGCAAAAGGCCUUUCGGAUUCAUCCAGAAUAAAAGUUCUGAGAGACCAGAUCCAAACGAGUUUGGAAGAUUACGUAAAUGAUCGCCAGUACGAUAGCAGAGGAAGGUUUGGAGAGAUUCUUUUACUUUUGCCUGCUCUUCAGUCCAUUACCUGGCAAAUGAUUGAACAGAUUCAGUUUGCAAAACUGUUUGGCAUGGCAAGGAUAGACAACUUGCUCCAAGAGAUGCUGUUGGGGGGGGCUUCAUCUGAAUCUACAACACCUAUUGCCUCUUCAACUUCAACAGCAUUGAAUGAAGCAGGAGUUGGUUCACAGGUUGAGCCUGUCUUGACUAAUGGACACUUGUCAACUGGAGACCCUAUAGUUAACGGACAUCCUGAAACUCCAAUUCCAUCUCCAACUGAUCAUUUCACAAAAAUUCGAACACUUGAUCCAUCCCAAGGAUUCAAAACAGAACCAGACGCUAGUUACUGACCCAUUUUUAUUUUCUACAGAUUUUUAAAUGCGUUAAACUGAAACUGUCUUGAUCCAAGGCAAAAUAUAUGGAAGGAAACAACUAUGUACAGUAAACACAUCCAGUUGAACUGCUUACGUUUAGUUUAUUCCUUUUUCAUACUCUGUUUUGGAAACUUCAUUUAUUAUAUUUACCUUUUCAAAAGGAUUAUUUCCCAUACUGUCUGAAAAUUACAAUUUACUGAAACCUUAGACAGUUAAAAUACCAAUAAAAAAGCAAUAAAAGUGUAUGAUCCCUAAGCUUUCAUGCAGCGUUAGAAAGCUGACAGCUGAAUGCUUCCUUUGAAAAGGGGAAGAAAAAAAAGUUAGAGAAAGUCAAUUUUAGUGAUAUGACAUCAGUGAGAUUUCAAAGACAACGAAGAUGCCAGUUUUAAAAAUGUCAAGCAUCUUAUGAAUUUCCUAUGCAUUAUUUAAACAUACUUGCAAGUGAAAUAUCCCUACUUUAAUACAUUGAUAUCAGCGUUCAGCGAUAAUCUGAGCAUAAGAUGCCCAAUGAAAAAUGACGGAUGGAUUUUUCUUUCUUCAGUGAUUCAACAGCUCAUAUCCAUUUCCUUGAGCUCAACCACCAUUUAGCAAUUUUUAAGACGUUUUUAUCAACACCAUCAAUCCAUCUUGUUUACGGUCUUUACUGGAAAUAUUUUCUUACUAUUAAGAUCGUCAUGAACUAUUUGUCGAAAUUAAGUAAAUUAGUGAUCAUUUAAUUAGUACUACAUGAAUGGGAGAAAAUAUGAAGAAAUCGUUGAUUGAGUUUUAUUUCAGUUAAAAAAAUAAAUUCACUCAAUACUUUAAAAGGUUUUCCAAGAAAUGUAUUAUAAUAAUAGACGAGACAGAAAAUUAAAAAAAAUCGAUAAAUACCUAUCGCUUGCAACUUAUUUAUCACAAUACAAGGGGUCAUCCAUAAAUGAUGUCACGCUUUUAGGGGGAGCGACAUUCUAUAAUUUUUAAAGAUGGAAAAUCUCAUUUCAGCGAAAGAAAAUUUGUACUCAAUUUUCUAAUCGUAUAACAUACAGGCAGCAGUAUUUAGUUUUUAGGUUCAGCAUUUUAUUUUUAUGCAUUUCUCGGCGCUGAUUUAGACUUUACUACUAAUCUGAUGUCGGUUUUCUCGCAGACUAUUUUUGGGGUUUUCAAUCUGCGUGGCAGACUGCUGAAAAAAAUUCUGCUGCUGGGGUAAAGUGUAAAA